Molecule: messenger RNA, 3266 nt
Organism: Seriola aureovittata
Lineage: Eukaryota; Metazoa; Chordata; Actinopteri; Carangiformes; Carangidae
Product: C3a anaphylatoxin chemotactic receptor-like
Exons: 3
Coding region: 143-1207 (354 amino acids)
Biological process (GO): positive regulation of cytosolic calcium ion concentration; inflammatory response; phospholipase C-activating G protein-coupled receptor signaling pathway
Cellular component (GO): plasma membrane
Molecular function (GO): G protein-coupled receptor activity; complement receptor activity
Source: RefSeq, a predicted model, not a curated record
AAUAGUGACACAGGACACACACACACACACACACACACUCACACAGCUCAUGAAGAUGCGUCUUCACUUCUGCCUAUAACCACUGAGACUGAAGCAGCAGACCUCAGCGCUGUGAUAUCAGCUGGACAUCUACAGCCACACUAUGUCUCUCAAUGGCUCUGUCGCCCUCAAGUCCUCCAACAAUGACAAGGCGACAACAGUGGACAUCGACGCCAUCAUGGACAACGUCACCAUCGUUCUCUACACUCUGACUGUGGUUCUGGGCAUCACAGGGAACUCUGUGGUGAUCUGGGUGGCGGGAUUCAAGCUCAAGCCAAAGGUCACCAACGUCUGGCUGGUGAAUCUGGCGAUAGCCGACCUGAUCUUCUGCUUCACACGAGUCUUCUCCCUCACGAAGAAGCUCUUCUUUGACUACUGGCCCUUCGGUGUUUUCCUCUGCAAGUUCAACGGCUUCUUCAAAUAUGGCAACAUGUUCUGCUCCGUCUUUCUUCUGGCUGUUAUCAGUUUGGACCGAGCGUUCUGCGUCUGGCAGCCCGUCUUCGCCAAACGACGGCGCACCCUGUUGGUGGCGAGGGUGGUGGCCUUCUGCGUCUGGACCAUGGCAGCGGUCUUCAGCACCCCGUACUUCGUCUACCGCCAAGUCUACCUGGGGAAGAACAACAAGAGUAAAUGUUCUCUGGAAGUGAAGGAGGCAACGGAGGGGGACAACAGCACCAAACUGGCUCUCUACUCCAUCCGCUUCAUGUGUGGCUUCAUGUUGCCUUUCAUGGUCAUCCUCAUCUGUUACAUCCUGGCCGGCGUGGGCAUCCGACGCACCCGCCUGUCGGGGAAAUCCCGCCCUCUACGUAUAUUAGCAUCCCUAGUCAUCGCGUUCUUCCUGUGCUGGGCGCCGUACCACUGCCUCCUGCUGGUCAAGAUGGUGGACAGCAAGAACAAGGUGGUGAAGAUCUGGCACCCUUUGGCGAAGGGCGUCGCCUACUUCAACAGCUGUGUGAACCCGCUGUUGUACUUCUGCAUGGGGCUGGAUGUGAGGGGGCGGUUCAAGCAGAGUCUGGCGGGGGUGUACAAGAGGGCUCUGGCGGACGACGUGGACGGACAGACAACUCAGUCCAACGAGCGCUCUUUGGACGACAGCAGCGGGUCGAGACACACCAAUGUCGUGGUGGCAGGGAGGAGCCAGACGUCAGUGGAUGUAGCCAAUGUCUGAGUCUCUCCCAGUGGUCGCCAAGCUCAGAGGAUCAUACACGUGGUUUUUCAUGUUUUAGUGGAAGUUAAGCAUCAAACAUGUUUCAGAGGGAAACCAAAUCAGUGUACAGGGUAUAAUCACUAGGUGAAUGUAUGUUUGUAUGAGAGGGAGGCUGGGGAAAAGAGGGAUGUAUUCUCAAAAAUUACAUAUAUCAACAUAUAUUUGGCAUAUACCAAGAAGAAUGAAACACUUAGUGAAGACACAACAUUAGAGCUUGGGAAAUGGAUUUUAAAUGCAUUUAAUUCAUUAUUUAACUUUUUAAAAACCAACAAUCCUUAAGAUUUAAGGUGUCGGUUGUGUGCAGUCUUUACCUACAUCAUACCUGGGUUAUUUUAAAAAGAAUGUAUGACAGGGAAUGAUGUUUUAGCUGAUUACAGUCAGAGUUAGAUUGUCUUUAACUUCCUUUGGAUGGAAGUAAAAGAAACAACAAGUCCAAUCUAUUGAUUCAUUCUCUAUAUAUCAUGUUCAUAGUUAGAAAACCCUUUGUUUUAGUAUGACAGUAUGACAGUGUGUACUAGUAUGACUAAUAGGCAGACUGUGAAUGUGCCACGGGUGAUGUAAAAGGUUAAACAAAAGCUCCUCCUUCCAGGCAUCUGCUGAUUUCUUUAUUUCAGGAAGAUACGAAAGUUUAGAGAUGUGAAACUCGACGGUGAGAACAGCAACAUGAAGACGGCAUGUUCUUUAUGUUUGUGCCACAAGACGACAAUGCUGUGAACCGUCUAACGAUAACCACUGCUGAAUGUGCUCUGAAGCAUGGAAGCAUUUAACUCUUUGACACCCACAUCCCAAAUGAGGAGAGUUUAUUAGUACAGCACAUUUUCAACAAGUGCUUUACACUUUGUCUGCUGGAUCAGAUUUUUUUCAUGCAAUUUGCACGAAAAAUCCUCAAUACAAUCGUUCUCUAAAGGCAAAUUCAAGGACUUUCAAGAGUUUUGACCGAAGCCUCCGCUCCCAAGUACAGAAACUCACACAUUUGUUCAUAAUGAGCAAAGAUAUAAAACCACGGGUAUGGUGCUUUAAAUCCUGAGACUCUCCUUUUUUCUAUUGACUGUAAGUUUUAUUUCCUUCCAUACAGCAGUAAAUACUCAUUGCUGCAUUUAAAACACUCCUCUUUGAUAUAAAUGUCUAAAUUAACAUUGAACUUUGUUCGUCGUAACUGCUUUGGACUGCUGUCCUUAUGGUGAAGAGACUGACUGGAUAAAUGAUCUCUAAAUGUUCAUAUACGCAGGUCAGAUUUUCCCUGCAAAACAUGUCUGAGUUGUGUUUGGAUGCAUGUGAUGGAAGUGUCAGAUGAAAAGUGGAACUGUGUUGAGUUUGGAGGGAAAGGAACGAAGGCCGAGGGGAGGAAGUGAGACUAUAAGAAGGAAACACGGUGAUAACUUUAGUCAUGACACUGUUUUGUGUACAGAGGCCACACUGAAGGUUAAACUGAAACUGAAUAAUAAUUUCAUUGCAUGUAAAUAACUAGCCACUUUCUGUGUAUAUUUUUCAUUUCCUAGCAUCAGCGCUGCUCAGACCUGAUCAGACAGGUUUCAUCAGCUGUGAGUGCGCCUGUAACCUCAGCAGAGAUCUGGGCACAGCAUUUAUGGCCUUUACGGGACACAUGCAAGUCUAAUCCUUAGCAACCAGUGCAUAAACCACAGCUGUGCUUGCUCUGCAAGUUACUCACACAUCACUAGAAUACACGUCUGUACAAUCAGUUUAUCGUGGACUUGCUGUUCGUCAGGUUUUAUGGCCCUUUCUGCUCUGCUGUGUUCAGCAGCAGCUGCAACUGAUUUUAGCUCACACAAUGCUACACUCUGAUUUAUAAUUCACAGCAAUGACAGAUUAUAAGCUUCUGAGUAAUGUGACCUUACUUUGUAGACACUGCCUGUAAUAUGAAAAUGAAAGCUUUUACAGAUGUGGGAAUUUACAGUUGUGUUUAAUCUGUUUAACUGUGCAUAAAGGUGUCGACAGAGAUGCACAAAAGCUGCAUCAGAUUUAUCAGUGUUAAGACAAAAUAAUAAAAGUUUUAUCAGUU